AUGCCAGCUUCUCUCAGGAAACUGCAGCAAAUGGCUGUUUUCAUGGGACUGUUCAGCGGCGGGGGAUGCAUCGUGAUGUAUAAUCUUAUGCAAAAAAGCUUUGCCAGGACCCAGUACUACCAGCAGGCUUUAGAGCAACUGAACAGCAGCCUUGAUGCCCUGGAAGCCCUGGGUGCCCCCCCUCUUAAGGUUCACAACAUCCGCCUGACGGAUGGGAGUAAUCGUGUGGACACAGAAAGAGCACAGAUAAAGUUGCCCGUAUCUGGAACAAAAUCAGCGGGGUACCUCUACAUCAACUCAGAGAUGGACCACUCCCACCAACGCUGGUGCCUUCGCGAUGUCACCUUGAAACUGCAGGAUGGUCAGAAUAUUCCUGUUUACCACUCCUCAGUGGAAGGCACGGGUGUGCAAGAAGACUAA
Molecule: messenger RNA, 420 nt
Organism: Tauraco erythrolophus (red-crested turaco)
Lineage: Eukaryota; Metazoa; Chordata; Aves; Musophagiformes; Musophagidae
Gene: COA1
Product: cytochrome c oxidase assembly factor 1
Biological process (GO): mitochondrial respiratory chain complex IV assembly; mitochondrial respiratory chain complex I assembly
Cellular component (GO): mitochondrial inner membrane
Source: RefSeq, a predicted model, not a curated record